UUAUUUGGUAAUUGCUUACUAUGUGUACAGUCCAGUCAGUUGACGUCUAUAUGCUGAUCAUUCAGAAAGUAGAAAAACAUUUCGAAAAGGAUCAAAGAAGGAAAAAGUGAGGUAAAAAACGAGAAUACUAAUCAGUACUUGGCAACUUGAUCUCAUGGACAACAGCGUUCAAUCUAAUGAGACUGCAAAAUCCCUCCUUGGGAUCGAGCAAUCCAAUGUUCCAAGCUCUACAUUCAUGAUAUUUAAUUCCCCUGGAUCUCAGAAUCAACUUCAGGAAACUACAGAGAGUAAGGACUCUGCAGAUAUCGAGGAUGUAAAAGUCUGUGAUAUUUGUGGAGAUCCUGGUCUGGAAGAGUUACUUGCUAUCUGUAGUAGGUGUAGUGAUGGUGCUGAGCACAUAUAUUGCAUGCACAAAAAAUUGAAGGGGCUUCCAGAGGGUGAUUGGUUAUGCGAAGAAUGCAAGUUUAAGGAAGAAACUGCAAAUCAAAAUGUUGAUACAGUGAACGACACUUUAUCAGAAGCUUUAGAAGUUCAUCAUUCGACAAAAACUAGUCAAAAUAUUAAAAAUGAUUUUGAUCCUAACUGUUUGCCUGAGUUAGAUGCUAAAGCACUUAAUUUAGAAGAAAAGGUGGCCCAUGAAAGGCCCCAAAGUCCACAAAUCUCUGCUAAGAGGGAGGAAAGCAACUUGAAGGUUGAUUUGAAAAAUAGCGAAAGGGUUCCACAAUCAUGUGGUAUCUCCUCUUUGAGGACAGUUGAUGCCAAGAACAAAUUGUGCUUAUCGCAUGAAAGUUCAUUACACAUCUUAGGUGCUGAUAAAUCAAAUCAAAUAAAGCCAUUGGCAUCAUAUGGAGGUCAAUCUGUGAAUAAUUCGUUAUUUUCUCGCUCACAAACCUUUUCAGGUUAUAACUCAAGUAAGAUAUCUGAUAUGCUUCCAUCAUCAUGGGGGCCUCUAUCAAAGACGGUUUCAUUCAAAAAUUCCAAUAUGAAGCCGAAAGUUCAGUUUAUUGAAAGUAUGCCUUCUCAUAAACAAAUUAUGAGCAAAGAAUCCAAUGAUUCAAGAAAAGGACAGAUAAAAAAAUUGAGCAAACCUCCAUCUUUCAAAAGCAUUACACCGAGCUGCUCCCAUGCUGAGUCUAUAACUAAAACCCAACCCGUUCACCCUUCAGUGCCUUCACAGGCUGAAGAUCUUAGAGGUCGUAGAGAAAAAAGUGUGGUAGAAAAGAAAAGUGCUAUCUUGGAACCCCUACCUGUCAAUCCUACAUCCGUGGCCAGCGUUGGCAAUCUGCAUGUGAAGGAUGCCCCGGUUGAGAUUAUAUCUGAAUCAAAAAUUCUGGACAUUCAUAGAUGUUCACAUGACAAAAAUAAUGUGGGAUGUAAUGAUGGGAAGUGGUCAUACAUCUUGAAAAGUUUUGGACGAUCAUCCUCGAAUUUAACUUCCCAAAAGCCAUGCCAACCUGCCUUGAAACAAGAUAUUCAUGAGAUUUUAGGUGCUGCUGAUAAAUCAUGCAGUAUUCCUAAUGCAACCUCUCAGCGAACUGUGCCUCAAGUUGUAGAAAUCUUGCAUGGGAAUGACAAAGUCAAAGAUACAACCUUUUCGGGUAUCUUACAGCAAGCUGCUCCAGUUGUUAGUGGAUUACUACGAUGUAGAAAAUGUAAUGAAACAGGUCAUCCUACACAGUUUUGUUCAAUUUACAAACUCCCUGUUUCUUCACUUAAACCUUCAGUUGGUCAAAAUACAAGAGAUCUUCACAACAAAAGUAAUGACUUAAGAGAUGCUGCAGAAGCACCUAUUUUGAAGUCAACAAUACAAAAAGAUAUUAGAUUGCCAGAUCAUCCGGAUAAAUUAUCUAUGCCUAGUGCCCGUUUGGGCUAUAAAGUACCUUCCAAUGAUACACCAUUAGGUUCUUCUAGCUUUCUUCAUAACUCAGCUCAUCAGGAGAGGAUUCAGGGCCAAGAUGUUAUAAGAAACAGGAUGGGUGAUCCUAGCAAGAUAGAAGCUUCAGGUAAUUUGAAUGAGGAAGUUGUUCAAGCCUCAUGUGCUCCUACAGAAAUUAAGUUUCAUCCGAUUGUUACCAUUUCAGAUCAGUUGAAUACAAAGUUUUCACCACAUGUUGUGCCCACUACAGCUUCUGUUCCAGCAGAUGUACUAAGAUCUUCAGCGAUUCCACAGCUUGAGUCCAUCUGGCAAGGUGGUUUCGAGGUGCUAAGGUCUGGAAGAGUUUUCAAAUCCUAUGAGGGGGUUCAAGCCCACUUGUCAACUUACGCAUCACCAAAAGUUCUUGAAAAGGCAAUCAAGUUUCCUGGCAAAGUCCAUCUAGAAGAAAUAACUUAUCUGAGCUCAUGGCUUUGUCAAUAUCAGGGACAUAGCCUAGGCGAACACAAUAUUGCACUCUUUUUCUUUGCUAAAGAUAUGGAGAGUUAUGAAAACUCUUAUUCGAAGCUGUUGGAAGACAUGAUUAGGAAUGAUUUGGCCCUCAAAGGAAACAUUUCUGGAGCUGAACUUCUUGUUCUCCCAUCAAAUAAAUUACCACAGAACUUCCAGCGUUGGAAUAGGUUGUACUUUCUAUGGGGUGUAUUCAAGGGGAGGAGGCCCAACUGCUCAAAAACCAUGCUUCAGUUACAGGAUAAGCCUUUGGAGGCCAGCUUCAAUUUGGAAACAUCAGUUCAAGAUUUGCCUCUCCCUGUUCCUGAAGCUUCUCAAUCCCAGAAAUUAAAUUGUAAUGUGAUUCCAUAUGGGGAAAUGCCAACUUGUUAUAAGGUUAAUGAGGUGAAAGAAGUUGGAUCUGUUAUCUGUGAGAAAUUUCCAUCAAGUUCACCUCCAGGUUCUCGAAUGAAUGCCAUCCUUUCAUGCUCUGGAGCAGAAAACAAGAAGAAUUUUGAUUUAGAAAAUGCGGAAAUUAAGCCUCUACUCAGUAAGGAGAAUAUGGAAGAGAAAAGAAGCUUACUGGACUCUGAUAAUUUUUGCGUUAAUGACCAUCAUGAAGAAAGGCCCAACAGGAAACGUUCACUCCCAACAAGCGGCGACGCUUUCCAAAUGCCUAGUGAAAUAAUGCAUUUCAAAGAGAAGAUUCCCUUCAUUGAUGAUACAAGGGAGCACAAGAGGAUGAGGCCUGAAAGUAUGGGACAUGUCAGUUAUAAUAGUCAUCAAGAAGAUCUCAGCAAAAGUUUAUCACCAAAAGGUCCUCCUGGGAGCUUGAACGCUGAUGAGAUCUGCUUGCUUCCAAUAGAGCCAGACCCGAGAAGGGAUAUAAUGCAUAAUGUAGUUACUGAUGGAGAAUGCUCUGCCGAUAUUCCAAAUCUUGAAUUAGCAUUAGGCGCCAAAAAGAAACUUCCAGAAGAGGAAAUCUUGCCUCUGUUGUCAUCAAAUACUGGGGAUGAUGUGGAGGGCUUGCUUUUUCUUUCUCUUGCUUUGCAUUCUCCAGAAAAAGGACCCAAAUCCUUCACCUCUAUUUGAUGGGUUUUGGAAAAAAGUAGAUUCUUUGUUCUGCAAAUAGACAGUGCUCAAGACUCAUGGCUUUGUGCUUAUGUAGUAUGUCAUCAAUAUUUGAGGAUUGCAAAUCACUUAACAUCCAGAAGAGUUCAGGCAGAUGCAAGCUGCUUUGAUAGUGUUCUCCCAGGUUAUUGCCAUAAAUUGGGCUGUUAAGAUUUUAUGCAAUGUGAAUGAGCCCAGAAAGAGCCUGCAAGAUGAUUGCUAACCUAUGGACAGGUACCAGCAACUGCUGAUUGCAUCUGCUAUGUAUUAUCCGAUUGAUUGAUGGAAAGCAGGAAACAGGUCUCUCAAAAGAAUGGUCUGACCUUCCUUUGGCAAUGUUGCUUGAAGCUGAUCGUAUGUCGGAGAGAGUGCCUCGAGACAAGCUGAUGGGCUAAUGUGAGGACGUUGGUUUUACUUGCACGCCAGGAAGGCUAGAGACUUGGUUUUGUUUGCAAUGUGAAGGCUAUAGAGUACCUGUCGGACAAAAGAGGCUGAGUACUGCUGUGAAAAAAUAGCAAUUUUUUUUGGCUGAGAAAAUGUAAAAAAAGGAAAAAUGUUCAGAACACCAUGACUUGAUUAUUUGAGAUCUACACUUUUCAAACUGGAAGAGAUCAAUGGUCCCAACAGAGCUCAGUUGAGUUGUACUAUGUCUUGUUCUUGCUCUAUGAGAUUUUACAAAUAUCCGUUGGGACUUUAAAUUCUAGUUAUUUACUUGACAAAAUUA
Messenger RNA from Asparagus officinalis (garden asparagus), 4196 nucleotides. RefSeq lists its product as uncharacterized. The record is from RefSeq and is a predicted model, not a curated record. Lineage: Eukaryota; Viridiplantae; Streptophyta; Magnoliopsida; Asparagales; Asparagaceae. Bases 155 to 3454 code for a protein of 1099 amino acids. The transcript is spliced from 11 exons.